AUGGUUCACGGACGACGUCACUGUAAUUCCAUCGGCCUACCGACCGGGCCCAUGCUCACAUUUCCUCUCCGCGCAUCGGCAACUGCACCAGAGAGCAAACUCCCAUUCCGAGACCAACCUCCGACUCCGAGCCCAGCUGGGACCCAUCGCCCAUUUGCCCAUGGUCGGUUCUUGCUACCCGGACAGAUGACCACCUGUCUGAUGCGCAGAUUCUCCAGCUCGGCCCGCACACAGCUUCCGCGCUCUGCCAGCACCUCGCUCCCCGCGCCCCGUCUGCUGGGGCUGAAGCGAUGGCGGAGGCAGCUCACCGGCGUACGGCCACGACAGGCCUCGGCGUCGCGCAGCUGGUUCACAAGCACCACGCCAUGCGCCUGCCCGGAGCCCGAUGAGCGCGAGCAGAAGCGCGUCCAAGAGCGCAACCUGAAGCUGGGCAACACGAUCCGAGUGCUCCACGAUCGCCUGCCGACGCUCCUGAUCUCGCCGUUGCCCUCGGACAUACUCUCGCCACACAUCAGCCUGCACCUGUUUCCCUCGACGCACCCGCACCUGCCCACCGUCAGCGGGAGGCUCGCGUACGCAGCCGCGCUCUGGACGGCGCCCGUUGCUUGGGGCCGCGUGCCCGUCGUGGGCAACGUGAAGCUCAAGAUCCUGUCGGAGCGCAUGGUCCAGCACGGCUGCGGGCCGUCGGUGCCGGCGCACACGCGCAACGAAAAGCUCGUCGUCAAGUGGCAGACGUGCGGCAAGUCGGACGAGGAGAACAACAGGCAUGUCAGCGAUGUCUUUGCGCGCGUUACGAACAUCGUCGCCGGCUCACGGCCGCCACACGAGGAGUUUACAGGCGUGUUUGUGUUCGAGUUCGACGACGAGGGCCGCGUCGUCCACCACACCAUCGAGCACACCGACCAAGGCCACGACUGGGACAAGACGAUGCGCUUCAUCAGCGUCACCGACUGGCUGCUGGGCAGAGCAUGGGGCCGGCGGGAAGAGACGCCCAGCCUGGCCUUUGUGCGGUGCGAGAGAGAGAGCGGCCGUUUAUGA
This is a messenger RNA of Ascochyta rabiei, 1038 nucleotides long. RefSeq lists its product as uncharacterized. Bases 1 to 1038 code for a protein of 345 amino acids. The record is from RefSeq and is a predicted model, not a curated record. The transcript has 2 exons. Lineage: Eukaryota; Fungi; Ascomycota; Dothideomycetes; Pleosporales; Didymellaceae.